Messenger RNA from Penicillium lagena, 324 nucleotides. Its product is annotated as major facilitator superfamily domain-containing protein. The record is from RefSeq and is a predicted model, not a curated record. Lineage: Eukaryota; Fungi; Ascomycota; Eurotiomycetes; Eurotiales; Aspergillaceae. The transcript has a single exon. Bases 1 to 324 code for a protein of 107 amino acids.
AUGUCUCAAACAGCGGUUCUCACCCAAACCGAAGCAUCGCUCCCGGGGGCCCAUGACUCACCGCAUCUUCUAGUUCAGUCCCAGCGACACCAUGACACUCGCACGGAGUCCCGGUCUCAAAGCUCGUUAUCUCGUGAAUAUGGUUCUACUGAGAAUAUCAGUGAUGACCAGCGCACAAAUUUAUCCAGGACCCGUGCGGUCAUCCUGAUUACGACCUUAACGGGCACCACCUUCGUGGGCAGUAUGAGCUCGGGCUUGCUGACCAUUGGGCUGCCUUGGAUCGCAGCAGAUUUGGGACUGCCGGAGAAUCUGCUUUUAUGGUAA